GUUUGGAUUUUAGUUUGUCGUUAUAAAUUGAGUUGGAAUAACGCAUUCCAGCUUAGUCGUGUUCCAGUAACGUUUACGCGCGCAGCAAAUUUUCACUAGAGCAAAGCAUUCCAUACAACAUCCUUGCACCGACAACUAAAGCACAAGCAAAAGACCAACAAACAGUAUGUCUGGUAGAAUUCUGGAAGACUCGCCCAAUGCGCGCAUCAACAAGACCAUCUUGGACCGCUAUCUGGCCCUGCCGCUAGAGGAUAACAUUGUGCAGGCCACCUACGUGUGGAUCGAUGGCACCGGCGAGGAUCUGCGCUGCAAGGAUCGCACACUCGACUUCAUACCGUCGAGCCCAAAGGAGCUUCCCGUUUGGAACUACGAUGGCAGCUCGUGCUAUCAGGCGGAGGGCAGCAACUCGGACACCUAUCUGUAUCCGGUGGCCAUCUACAAGGACCCGUUCAGACGCGGCAACAACAUCCUGGUCAUGUGUGACACCUACAAGUUCGACGGCACCCCGACUGCCACGAACAAACGCAAGUCCUGCCUCGAGAUCGUUAACAAGUGCCUGGACGAGCAGCCCUGGUUUGGCAUCGAGCAGGAGUACACGUUCCUCGACUUCGACGGCUAUCCGCUCGGCUGGCCCAAGAACGGUUUCCCCGGACCUCAGGGUCCCUACUACUGCGGCGUGGGCGCCAACAAGGUCUAUGCUCGCGACAUUGUGGAUGCCCAUUAUCGCGCCUGUCUGUAUGCUGGCGUCAAGGUGUCCGGCACCAAUGCGGAGGUGAUGCCCGCCCAAUGGGAGUUCCAGGUGGGCCCCUGCCUAGGCAUUUCGAUUGGUGACGAUCUGUGGAUGUCGCGUUUCCUCUUGCAUCGCAUCGCCGAGGAGUUUGGCAUUGUCGCCACUCUGGAUCCCAAGCCCAUGCCGGGUGACUGGAAUGGCGCCGGCGCACAUACCAACGUGUCCACCAAGGCGAUGCGCGAAGAUGGUGGCAUUCGGGAAAUCGAGAAGGCCGUGGCCAAGCUAUCCACGUGCCAUGAGCGUCACAUUCGCGCCUACGAUCCCAAGCAGGGCCAGGACAACGCACGUCGCCUGACGGGCAAGCACGAGACGAGUUCGAUCAACGAUUUCAGUGCCGGCGUGGCCAAUCGCGGCUGCAGCAUACGCAUUCCGCGCGGCGUCAACGAUGACGGCAAGGGCUACUUCGAGGAUCGUCGCCCCAGCUCCAACUGCGAUCCCUACUCCGUCGUGGAGGCCAUAUUGCGCACCAUCUGCCUAGACGAGUAGAGCACCUGCCGCACCCAAACACGCCCUGUCGACCUGGACCCGGACCCGCCCACAAGCCGCGGCGGAGUAACCAUAGACGUAGCCAUACACAAUCAAAACUAUAUACUAUAUAAUAUGUAUAACCAACGUAGAGCUUUUGCUUGCUUCCUUUUUUUUUGUCGACUUCUAAAUGAACUACCCCCUAAGCAGCUGUUAAAGAUAAUUAUUUUUUUUUUUUUGCUUUUUUUUGUAAUUGUUGAGCUUUGUUGUUAGGUUAUAGACAUUAACGGAACACGUUGAAGAAGUAGGUUUAGAGCUGUGCGUCGAUCGAUCAACUGUUGCCUGUUCAAGGACCCGCAACACAUUACCAACUAUAUCCAAAAAAAUACACACCCACCAAGCCCCAGACCGGAGGACAACAACGUACCGUAGCAGAAGAAGAAGAAGAAGAAGAUGAAGCAGAAGAAGAAGAAAAGAAGUCAACGGGCAAAUAAACCUAACUAUUAAUGAUAUUAUUUUAACAUAAAGUACCAAUGCAUACAUGCACACAUACAAACACGCAAUACAUACACAAAUACACAAAUACACACAUACACACAUACUCACAUACGCACAUACAUAACAUACAUACAUAUACUCCUUAGUUAAGUACAAUGCACGAAAAAAAUUUAAAAAA
Messenger RNA from Drosophila hydei, 1931 nucleotides. RefSeq names its product glutamine synthetase 2 cytoplasmic (gene Gs2). Gene Ontology annotation, molecular function: glutamine synthetase activity. The transcript has 5 exons. Bases 167 to 1276 code for a protein of 369 amino acids. The record is from RefSeq and is a predicted model, not a curated record. Gene Ontology annotation, cellular component: cytoplasm. NCBI's taxonomy places the organism in Eukaryota, Metazoa, Arthropoda, Insecta, Diptera, Drosophilidae.